Molecule: messenger RNA, 3137 nt
Organism: Cottoperca gobio
Lineage: Eukaryota; Metazoa; Chordata; Actinopteri; Perciformes; Bovichtidae
Gene: snap23.1
Product: synaptosome associated protein 23.1
Exons: 9
Coding region: 233-946 (237 amino acids)
Biological process (GO): synaptic vesicle fusion to presynaptic active zone membrane; synaptic vesicle priming; exocytosis
Cellular component (GO): plasma membrane; SNARE complex
Molecular function (GO): syntaxin binding; SNAP receptor activity
Source: RefSeq, a predicted model, not a curated record
ACACGGCACACUUCGGCCAGACGUUGUUGAAUCCACUGAAAGAAUCCAGAAGUUACCAGGACCAAGUUCACGCACCUUAAAGAAGGAGGAGUGACGAGCUCGUUUUUAACCAGAAGGAGGGUUAACUUCAGAUCUUGAAGAACAGGUUUGGGUUGAAGAACAAGAAAAGAGUUUCCCUGUUGGAGCUAUUGUGUUAAGACGCUGGCUGUUGGUGCUGUGACUAAACUGCACCAUGAAUGGGCCGCAGAAAAUCGAGCUCGGUGCCACGGGGGGAACCUCCAAACAAGACAGCAGCAAAAUGGACGACAUGACGGUGGAACAGAUCACCAUGAAGGCCAACGAAGUGACUGACGAGUCCCUGGAAAGCACACGGAGGAUGCUGCAGAUGGCAGAGGAGAGCAAACAGACCGGCGUCAAUACCAUGGAGAUGUUGGACCAUCAAGGAGAGCAGCUGAGGCGUGUGGACGAGGGCAUGGACCAAAUCAACCAGGACAUGAGACAGGCUGAGAAGAACCUGACUGACCUCUCCAAGUGUUGCGGCCUCUGUGUCUGCCCCUGUGACAGGGUGUCGUCUAUUGAGCACGACUCAAAAUACAAGCGUACCUGGGGUGUUAGAGGAGGUGACGGCGAACUCGACUCCAAUGGCUCCAAAGUGGUCUCGAGGCAGCCCUCAGGCGUCCGCAAUGGCCAGGCCGUCCAGGCGAACGACUCGGCGCCCUCGGGCCCGUACAUCAAGAGGAUAACCAACGACGCACGUGAGGAUGAGAUGGAGGACAAUCUGAACGCAGUGGGCGGCAUCAUUGGCAACCUGAAAAAUAUGGCUACGGACAUGGGCAACGAGAUCGACAAGCAGAACAAACAGAUUGACGGCAUCAAUGAGAAGGCGGACAUGAACAGGCUUCGCAUUGAUGAAGCGAACCAGAGAGCCAACAAGCUCAUCGGCUAGAAGAGGAAUGCUGCUUCUGCCAGUUUAUAGCAUGAGCCUCUGUCGCCACACCUACACACACACACACAUACUGCAUACUUGUGCACAUGCACAAACACACACACACUCUUUGAUAUAGAAAAAAAGAAAUUCAGUCAGGAAGAAUAUCUUUGCUUUAUAGAUUUUUAUUAAUUGGCCGCCACGUGUAUUCAUACUCAUGCUAGACUUUGAGCAUCAGAAAGUGCACCAACAGGAAGUGACUGCCGGCCUAUCACUGCUGUUCUAUACUAAAUCUGCACCAGGCCUGUUGUAUCAUCUCAACAUUCAUUCAGGAAGGGAAGUAGAACAGGUCAGCUGAUUUUUCUUUCUCUUAACGUUAUAUGAACUGUCUGUGCGUGUGUGUUUUGUAUGGAUGAGGUCAUGGAUCCAUACUCAUGAUCUGUCUUUUUAGUGAUUUAUAAAGCAAACCAUUAAUGAAUGCGUCCCCCCCCUGUUGGUCCCAUCGUGACACAGCGAAAUCUAGUUUAAUCCUAAAACAUUGACUUUGAAACAAAUGCCUGUUACUCAAAUUCGUAUCGGUCCAGUGUGUAAUUAAUGUAUCGUAUCAUGUGUACUACUUUGAAAUAAUGUGCUUAUUUAAUUAUUCUUUAUCAAGCAGUAAUGACUUGUGAAUAAAGUUUUUUUUUUUUUAACACUUUGUUCUCAUUAAGCCGUUUCAGACGUAAAGGCUAUUUCAAAAAAAAAAAAUACAAAAUGUUGUGCUUUGGAGUGAGUCACGGCAAAAUCCUUUCAUGCUGGAAUUCAAAGCGCCUACCCCUGAAUGAUAGCAAUUUAAUGUUUUUAAAGUUUUCUGACUGAUGUCAAGUCAAGGUUGUCGUAACUAUUUUUGCGAGAAAGUUGCGAGGAGCUGAGCUGGCGUUGGAAAUGUAAUAUAUUUACGAGUAAUUACUUGUCCUUCAAAUGUGAAGGAGGGUCAGUGAGCAUCAUGAGACGCGUUCAUCAUUCUCGUUUAUCUUAUUAUUAUUAUUAUUAUUAUUAUUAUAUGGUUGAAUAGCAGAUUCGUCAUCAGUGGAUCAACUGCUGUACGUCAGAUUUGGUGUCUCUUGCCGUUUUUCUCUCAGAGUUGAUGUAAAUACUGAAACAUAUUGUAGCUGUUUAUAAUAAUUGCCUAUAGUCAUUCUGUUAAUCUAAUUUUUCUGUCUUCCCUUCCUCCUGGCUAAUAAAGAUUUAUAGCGCCCACGAGCAGAUUGAACAGCCUAUGCAGGGUUCCUACGCCAGUCUCGUAAUAUGCGGAAAAUUAAUUUCCUCAAGUCUGAUAAUUGCACACACUCGUCUGUAAACAAAUGUUCGGUUCCGAAACACACGACUGUACGUAGUUUCAAUCUGCUGUUAUUCCUCACGUUGGCUCACUAGGUCUUCAUUAUGGCAUAUGCAGCAGUUUUGUCAUGAUGAAAACCCACCUAAAAUAAUCAAAUUAAAGAAAUUACUCCCGGGAUUAAAUUUAGAAAUGGGAGACUGUGCGGGAACCUUGUCACUGCCUUUUAUAGAUGAUCCAUGGUUGCGUUGUAACAGCCACUGUAUCACAAACUCCUGCAUCUGUUAUGUAAAUAGCCCGUUUUUCACAGCACAACUGCAGUAAAAAAUGAUAAUCUGAUGAUGGAAAGCAUAAUUUGUUUUGUCAAAUCCGUAGCCAGGCUGAGAAAUGACUGCUGGCAGCAGAAAGCAGAAGUAUACAUGUAAAUGAUGUUUAAGAGGAAAGCGUAGAAGUAAAAUAAUAAGUCCUGGCGGGCUUCUGUUAAGGCCUCGCUGUGGAGAAUUGGCUAACGAUAAAGUAAUACAGUACGCUGGAAAAUAUCUCUCGUAUGCAUCUUCUGGUUUAUUUGUUUUUGCAGAAUGAUGAUGCUCGUGCUCUGCUGCAGGCGUACACCUAUUGAGUUUGUAAAGAUUGAAAUGAACUGUUAUUCAGGGCUUUGUGUUGCUAUAAGUGUUCUUCGUCAGCCUGUUGUCAGCGGAGAUCUAAUUAGUGCAGCCUGAAGCUGAGUCGCUGUCUUCAGGCUGUUUGUUCAUUGUUUCACCAACAGUUUGUUUUUGAAUAUGUCCACAUGCAGCUCGUCUUAUCUGAAAUUAGCUUUGUUAACAGAUAAUGCCUUUUUUGUUUCACACCUGCCUCUGUUAAAUUGUUUGUAUUCAAUAAAUCUAUUCUAAAAAUUCA